Molecule: messenger RNA, 1625 nt
Organism: Aspergillus brunneoviolaceus CBS 621.78
Lineage: Eukaryota; Fungi; Ascomycota; Eurotiomycetes; Eurotiales; Aspergillaceae
Product: hydroxyacid-oxoacid transhydrogenase
Exons: 3
Coding region: 107-1591 (494 amino acids)
Cellular component (GO): mitochondrion
Molecular function (GO): metal ion binding; alcohol dehydrogenase (NAD+) activity
Source: RefSeq, a predicted model, not a curated record
CUUUCUUUCUUGUCUGGCUAAACAGCUUCCUCAUCCUCAUACUUCCAUGCUUGCUUAACCAGCACUCCACGCUACUCAACUCAUUCGACACAAUCAUCCUCCUAAGAUGGUCGCUGCCGUCCGCAUCGCCCCCUCGGCCUCCACGCGCGCCCUCAACCUCCUGCGCACAGUCCAGUACACGCAUCCGCCCUCCUGUCCAUGCCAUUCCAACCCCAAUCACCAUCACCACCAUCGCACACCUACUCUCAGCGAACAUGUUCGUCGUCACAUGGCCACCCCGACAGACCCUUCGCGCCAGAAGGAAUAUGCCUUCGAGAUGGCCGCCUCGAGCAUCCGCUUCGGGCCGGGAGCCACCAAAGAGGUCGGCAUGGACUUUGCCAACAUGAAGGCCAAGCGGGUGUGCAUUGUGACAGAUGGGAAUGUCGCCAAGUUGGAUGCUAUGAAACAAGCUGUCGAGGGUUUGUCGCGGGAGGGCAUUGAGUUCACUGUCUUUGAUAAAGUGCGCGUGGAGCCCAAGGAUAGCUCAGUCAAGGAAGCGAUCGCAUUCGCCAAGCCUUAUAAUCCAGAUGCCUUUCUUGCCGUUGGCGGCGGUUCCGUCAUCGACACCGCCAAACUGAUGAAUCUAUACACCGUCUACCCCGAAGCCGACUUUCUCGACUUCGUCAACGCCCCACUGGGCAAAGGCCUGCCUGUCACCAAGGCCCUCCGCCCAUUGAUUGCCGUCCCAACGACCGCGGGUACGGGGUCUGAAACCACGGGCACCGCCAUCUUCGAUCUGGUCUCGAAGAAAGCCAAGACGGGGAUUGCGCACCGCAACCUCAAGCCCACUCUGGGGAUUUGCGACCCGCUCAACACACGGACCAUGCCGUCGGCUGUCCACGCUUCUUCCGGUCUGGAUGUGCUGUGCCACUCGCUCGAGUCAUGGACGGCCAUCCCGUACAAUGAGCGCACUCCUCGUCCCACCAACCCGAUUCAUCGCCCGGCGUACCAGGGCGCCAACCCGAUCUCCGACAUUUUCUCGCUGCAGGCCCUCCGCAGCACGGUCAAGUACCUGCCCCGGGCGGUUAAAGACCCGGAAGACUUUGAAGCGCAGUCCCAGAUGCUGUUGGCCGCGACGCUAGCGGGCGUGGGAUUCGGCAACGCGGGCGUGCAUCUAUGCCACGGGAUGAGCUAUCCGAUCUCGAGCCAGAACCCGGGCUACAAGCACGCGGGCUACGAUGUCGACCACCCGAUCAUCCCGCACGGGGUGUCGGUGGCGGUGACGGCGCCGGCGGUGUUCCGAUUCACAGCGGCGUCGAACCCGGACCGACACCUGGCGGCGGCGGAGGCGUUCGGCGUGGACAUCUCGAAUGUGAAGCGGGAGAGCGCGGGCGAGGUGCUGGGGGAAGCGCUGGCGGACUUUCUGGUGAAGCUGGGCGACCAGCCGCGGGGGUUGAAGGAUCUGGGGUUCCAGCGGGGGGAUAUCGAGUCGUUGGUGGAGGGGACCCUGCCGCAGAAGCGCGUGUUGGACCUGGCGCCGAACUUGAAUAGUGAGUUGGAGGGGGAGAAGGCUGAAUUGCGGGCGUUGUUAGAGGAGUCGAUGGAGUAUUAGUUAGCUGCAUAGUUUAUUUGAAGCAAUGACUAGU